GGAGUCCUCCCUUCAGAGGUUUAUUUAGCAGUGUGGACCCCAGCCCAUAAUAAUCCUGCAGACACACCUGUAGAGGAGAGUAUAAAGACCCUGGUCAGCACUGAGUCAAACAUAAAGCAUCAGGAGUGUCUCCACAGCAGCUCUCCACAGAAGCUCCACAGCCUCCAGACCGACCCUGAAGAUGACUCCCACUGCCAGCCUGCUGCUGCUGCUCCUGCUCGGCCUCUCUCAGGCUCAUCCUCUCCAGGAGGAAGAAAGCGAGGAAGAGGUCCCUGACGACACCGUUGACAUCACCACCAGGAUUCUGACCUCCAACAACGGCACCGAUGAGAUCCUGCUGGAAGGAGACCUGCUGGCUCCCAGAACCAGAAACGCCAUGAGGUGCUGGUCCCAGAGCUGCCUGUGGAGGAAAGGCUCCAACGGCUUGGUCGUGAUCCCCUUCACCGUGAGCAGAGAGUUCACCAGCUGGGAGAGGCAGAAGAUCGACUCCGCCAUGAAGUCCUUCCACAGCAGGACCUGCAUUCGCUUCGCCCCCCGUCAGAACGAGCGCGACUACAUCAGCUUUGAGAACAAAGCCGGAUGUUUCUCCGCUCUGGGCAGAGUGGGAGGCAGACAGGUGCUCUCUCUCAACAGGCAGGGCUGCAUCUACCACGGCAUCGUCCAGCACGAGAUCAACCACGCUCUGGGCUUCCAGCACGAGCAGACCAGGAGCGACCGCGACAACCAUGUCAGGAUCAACUGGGAGAACAUCAACCCACAGAUGGCCUACAACUUCUACAAGCAGUCCACCAACAACCUCAACACUCCCUACGACUACUCCUCCAUCAUGCACUAUGGAAAAACAGCCUUCUCCAUCCAGUACGGAAGAGACAGCAUCACCCCCAUCCCCGACCCCAACGCCCAGAUCGGCCAGAGGCAGGGCAUGUCCUACUGGGACAUCAUGAGGAUCCACAGGCUCUAUGGCUGCUAACAACAAUGUUGACGCCUCAUAUACCAAAUUGACAAAUUUCCUGUUUGUGUUUUAUAUUCUGUAAUGAAUCAAAAGUGACUACAAUAUAUGAUAACAAUGGUAAAG
This is a messenger RNA of Scophthalmus maximus (turbot), 1075 nucleotides long. RefSeq names its product high choriolytic enzyme 1-like. Lineage: Eukaryota; Metazoa; Chordata; Actinopteri; Pleuronectiformes; Scophthalmidae. The record is from RefSeq and is a predicted model, not a curated record. Bases 182 to 970 code for a protein of 262 amino acids. Gene Ontology annotation, biological process: proteolysis. The transcript has a single exon. Gene Ontology annotation, molecular function: metalloendopeptidase activity; zinc ion binding.